GCUGCGGCCGAGCGAGCGGUGCGGGUCGGUGGAUGCGGCGCCCGGCGGCGGGCUGACAAAGGGUUGGGCGGCGGCCUCGGCAGGCGUGUGGCGCGGCGUGGUAAGGAGCGGGUUCGAUGGCAGGCCCACAGGAGGGAAAAUCCUCUGAAGCACGGAAACAUAAAGGCAUCUCAAAUGGAGCUGGAGCUUCUCAAGGUCAAUGGGGGAGAGCAUGGGAAGUCGACUAUUUUUCCUUGGCAGCAGUCAUUUUCCUGCUCUUGUUUGCACCACUCAUAGUCUAUUAUUUUAUAAUGUCAUGUGAUCAGCAUGAUUGCUCCCUGACUGAGCCAGUCAUUGAUUUGUUUGGGGGAAAUACCCAUCUCUCUGACAUCUGGGACAAGACUCCUUCACUGAGCUGGAAUGCUGCUAACAUCUGUAUACUCUGGGUCACUUUCCAGGUGAUUUUAUAUACCUUGAUACCUGAUUUCUGCCAUAAGUUUCUGCCUGGAUAUGUAGGAGGAAUACAAGAAGGUGCUAUAACUCCUGCUGGUAUAGUGAAUAAAUAUGAAAUCAAUGGGCUUCAAGCUUGGAUCAUUACCCACACUCUCUGGUUUGCAAAUUCUUACUACUUCCACUGGUUCACACCUACAAUCAUUAUUGACAACUGGAUUCCUCUCCUGUGGUGUGCAAACAUACUGGGAUAUGUAGUUUCCACGUUUGCAAUGAUUAAAGCCCACGUUUUCCCCACUAAUGCUAAAGAUUGUAAAUUCACUGGCAACUAUUUUUACGACUAUAUGAUGGGAAUUGAAUUCAACCCUCGCAUAGGCAAGUGGUUUGACUUCAAGCUGUUCUUCAAUGGCCGUCCUGGUAUUGUAGCCUGGACCCUAAUUAACCUCUCCUUCGCUGCCAAGCAACAGGAACUAUAUGGCCAAGUGACCAACUCCAUGAUCCUUGUCAAUGUCUUGCAGGGAAUUUAUGUUUUGGACUUCUUCUGGAAUGAAGCCUGGUAUUUGAAGACUAUUGACAUCUGCCAUGAUCAUUUUGGAUGGUACCUGGGUUGGGGAGACUGUGUCUGGCUGCCUUACCUCUAUACUUUGCAGGGUUUGUAUCUAGUAUACCACCCUGUACAGCUGUCAACAGCUAAUGCAGUAGGAAUCCUGCUGUUGGGCCUUGUUGGUUACUAUAUCUUUAGGAUGACCAACCACCAAAAAGAUCUCUUCCGUCGGACAGAUGGCAACUGCAAAAUCUGGGGUAAGAAGCCAGAAUAUAUUGAAUGUUCAUACACAUCAACAAAUGGGAGCAGGUACUACAGUAAGCUGCUGACUUCAGGAUUUUGGGGAGUGACACGCCAUUUUAAUUACACUGGUGACUUGAUGGGCUCCCUAGCAUACUGCCUGACAUGUGGCUUUGAACACGUUCUGCCUUACUUUUACAUAAUUUACAUGACCAUUCUGCUGGUCCAUCGCUGCAUUAGGGAUGAACACCGUUGUUCCAGCAAAUAUGGGAAGGACUGGAAGCGCUACACUACUGCAGUGCCUUACCGGCUAAUACCAGGAAUAUUUUAAGAAGAACACAGAAUUCCACAGCUCAAAAUGUCUCUUUGGGAAUGGGAAAAUAUAAGAUACAGGUUCUGCUUGAUGCCAGCAAAAACUACAUUCCAUAGAAAAUUUGGGAUGCUUUUUGGGGAGGAAAUAACAUUUAUUUUUUCUCUAAUAGAAGAUGUUACCAGUAGCAGUUUUGAGCACUGUAUUGCAUAAAUGGUCUGAUAGCUAAUAUUUCUUCUGUAAAGGUCUGACUUGUUACCUUUUUUCUCCAAUAAUUUGUAAAUAAAUAUUGAGGGACCUUUCUUUUAUAAUUUUUCUAGCACUAGAAGAGUUCUAAGUAGAAUAGGAGUGAGGCUCCAGAAUCUACUUCCAAUAUUCUCUUGCUUUUGCUACUCUUAAUUACCUUUUUUAAGAUGGAACUUGAUUAUACUAUUAAAGAAAUCUAUAUAAUGUGACAACAGGUGACUGGAGUCUGUGACCUUCAAGGCUACUUCCAGUCUUGAGUUCCAUGCUACUGUGGAUCAGCAGUGCUCAGCCUCCCGCCUGCAGGCCAGAUUCAGCCCCCACAAUCAAGUAGUUUGACCUGCCCGGCUCCCCAUAGGUUCCUGGUGAGCCCUGCAGGCCAUGGCCAUGAGCGCUAGAUCAGGCACACAGGGAUGACAUAGGGUCCCAAUUUGGGCACGACGGGACUGGAUUGGCCGUGCACCACUCGUCUGGCCCACAGAACCAAAAGGUUGAGUGCCACUGCUUUAGAUGAUGGCUCUUUGGGUAAUACUGAAACAGAUCUGUGACCCCCACCUGGCUGCCUUAAUCCUGCCCCACUCCAGUGUCUCACCUGCCAUGCCUGAUGUCAGGGUUAUAAUACAUUGGGACGCUACCCCCCAUGGAGGCCUGGCGUGCUUCUACUGGGGCUGCCUUUAGCUAGAACCUCUAUCUCUCUUUCUGGGGCUCCAAACUUUCUGUACACAGCCCUUCUGUGGGGUGCCAACUGCUCCAGACUCUGGUUCUCAGGCGCACUGGGCCUGACUCAUCAUAAUCCAUGGCUCUGCAGAUCCUGAUUGCCUUAAAGGCAACUAUCAUGACCUCCAGCUGCCCUUAUAGCCAUGCUUGCAGAUUUCACUCUGUCAUUUGCCAGACCCUUGAGCCCUACACUGGUUUCAGCCCUUGGGUCCCUGACCUGCACUGGGCUGUCUCUAGCCUACAAUUACUUAGGCAUAACUCACACAACCUAUCAGGUCCCAGACUCACACAAAGCUCUAUCUUGGCCUCAGCCCUUCUCUCCAUUUCAGCUCUGGGGAUCUCUGACCCAUGCCAAGCUGUUGCCUUCAGCCUGUAGCUUUUCAGCUUUGGCCCACAUAACUUACUGCAUCCUAGACCCAGGUAAGGCUCUAUCUUGACCUCAGCCUAUCUCUCUCUCUCUGCUUCUACCCACUUUGAUCCCUCACCCCCUAUGGGGCUCUAACCUCAAGAGUGCCCCUUCUAGCCUCCAUACCUCCCCAAUAGCCACAACUCUGGUCCUCCAUUCUCACUCCAGCUGAAGCCUGAAGUUUGUUUGUUCUCCCCUAGGUUCUCCUCAUUGGUACCUACAGCUCAAGGUUCCUUCCCCACUUCUGUCUGUGGGCUGUCUCUGACCUGGGAAUUGCCUCUGGCUGAGGUUUCUCCCCCAUUCUGUCCACUCCCACCUAAGUUUCUAGGCACCAGGCCCACACCCUCAGUUCCUUCCUGGGCUAGACACAAGACACGCUGUAGCAGAUUCCUAGGAACUCCUAUCUGCAGGGUCAGGGCCACACUGACUCCCUGGCUCUGCAAGCAGACUUAUAUAGCCACUGACUCCUCCUCUUUCCAGUCACCUGACCCUGCUUCUCUUCCAACAAGGCUCUGGGGCCCCUCACUAUGAUUUCCUACUCUGCAGCUGGUGUGCCCCUGCAGUUCUGCCUCAUAGUACUAGGUGCAAGGUCCACCAAGGCACGCGCCACUUCAAGGCCCAAUGACUCGAUACUGAGGCAGAACAGCGGCGGCAGAGGAAGGAGAAGAAGACCAACCCACAGCUGCAAAUCCCACUCCUCCAUGCAACAACAUGUUCCCAUUGCCGAAGAAUGUGUGUGUCCAGAAUUGGACUCCUUAGUCACCUGAGGACCCAUCAAGCCUGACGACUCUGAGGGACUGCUGCUGCCAACUAAGUGCAAGCGUUUCCCAUUAUUCCCUUCACUGGCUUGAUUGAGCAGUCUUUCCUGCAGCCUGCACUUUGCCCUCUCCUGCACCUAUUAUCCAAUCAGCUCCCUGUCCCACUCUCAGAAACAGGGACUAUCCCUGUCCCCCACCUCCAGUUACAAGAUCCUCGAUAGAAGUAUUGGGCAAGAUCCUCGUGUGUUAUACCAGAGGAAGAGCUAGACCAAACUGAUCUAACUCCAUUUGAUGACACCAGUUGAGAACCUGUCCUCACCUGUCCUGGAUCAUCCACUGACUUCUAGUUUGACUUAAUCCUAAACUUUCUUUGCAGAGUAACUGAAGAGAAGCUUCGUAAUAGGGAAACAUUUUUUCAGUGCAGAUAGGGGACUUUGUACCUCUCUCACUUGUGCCCAAAGUGGUAACUACAAAGGCUAGGACAAUAAUAGAGGUUGAAUCCUGGAUUUCAAGAUGGAAACAAAGUUUUGGCUGAUCUGACUUUUCUUUUUCCACCUCUUAAUCGUUCAGAUUAGCUCACUAUCAAGUAUCUGGCCAGAGCUUUACAAAAAGUGUACAGUCGAAAAUAACAAUGCUAGAUGAAGUGUAGAAGGAUAAAGAUAAUAUAUAAACAAAUAAUCAGAGCAAUAAGCCCUUCCUGUUAAUUGCAAGCUUGACAGUUACAUAUUACAUACAAAUGCCCAAUAUUCUCCACUUAAAUAAGCAAUUAACUUGUACCAUGAAAUUUGGACUGGAAGACAAACAGGCCUUGUUCUAUUGUCAGACAAAAGAAAACAAAGACAUGUAUCUAUAUGCCUUUCUUACAGAUGCUUCUCAUACUAACUCGAAUAUCAAUAGGUUCCAUGUAACUAUUAGUUAUUUGCUUCAAGGUGAGAGACGGUAUUAUUGAUCUUCCUGUUGACACUGCGGCAUUGGUGUUCAUUCAGCUCAGCCAUAGAGAGCUGACUAGUAUGUAGUAGGAUGCAGGCUCCUCCUGUUACAAAUGCUGUAAGGUUUUUCUCCCCUUGCAUUAACUGCUGUGCUGUACAGGGAAAGUGUUCAGUGGAUUAUGGACAAAAAUGAAAAGCAGAGGAAGACAUAAGCAUAUAAGUACGGCAGCUCUAAGGACUGUGGGGCAGUGCUCUGUGGGGCGAUGAAGGGUGUAAUGUGAAGAGCUAUGUAGCCAUGACCCUGGAGAUCCAAACAGAGAGACACAAUCUUGAGUAAGUAGAUUUGACAGCUGUAGAUUUCUGUAAAAAAAAAAAAUAUAGGUUUUUGUUUGGCUGUUUCAUUUUUGGUUGUUUUUUACUGUACCUCUAACAAUGUUCUUCUGGAAUUAAAAGUGCUUUUCAAGUCUAGUAAAAUCAACAAGUUCAGGCUAAAAGCCAUUACAUUAUUGCCAAAAAUAUACAUAUAUAUUGUCACAAUUAGCCCCUUUGAUUGGUAAAACUGCUUUGUAUCAAUAUGAAUAAGAAAAGUCUCUUAUUAAUACUUACAUUCAGGCCUUUUAAAUGCACAUGUUUCAUUACAGUAACAUAUAUUGUAGAUAAAUGGAUGGUAUUAAGUUAAUUGUAUAUAUGCCUUGUUGCACUUGGCUUGCGCUCACAUGAUUCCAUUUUUGAGUCCAUGUAGUGCUGUAUUACAUUGAUCUAAGAGUAUUACCACAUGGGUAGGCAUUGGUAACCAGGAGCUUUUCACUAUUUGAAGACUCCAAGCAUCCUGGGCAAAUUUGAUGGAUUGUGGAAUACCACUUGGUGUCUAAAAGAAUUAUGGAUGAAACCACUGUACACGCAUCCUACAUGACUUAACUUAUUCCUGUCUAUUGUUACAACUGGAAGAGGGCUCUGCUUUUCAUAUAGUGCAGAAUAUGAUGAGGUUCUUGCCCUUGUGUAGGACUUCUCCAAUAUAGAAGCACAAAUGAUUAAUUAAAGAGCAUGUAGCAAGCGGCAGUUUCUAGGAACAUUAAUCUGUCUUGUCAACAGUCCCUCUAUUUCAAUCUAGAGGAAGAAACACCUGUAUAGAGAAAUAUUUUGGCUUCCACUGAUAAAAGAAGGAUUAUCAGCAAAGUAAAGACCAUGCUUACUUUGGGUUCUUAAUUGUACAGUGUUUUGGUACUUGCAAAUUAAGUUAACCAUUAAAAAACACUGUUUUUGUAUUUUAGUAUUGUUCUUAUCUUACUAAAAGUUCCUUUUCUUAAAAAAAUUAGAAGUGACUGACUGGCUCGUUAGAGCUUGAAAACCAGUGCAACUGGACUGAAGCAUGGCAGUGGAUGCUCAGGAUUCUUACUUGAAUUGUUUUCUUUAUUUUCCUGCUAGGAUUUUUGUUUGCUUUUAAAUUUCUUCUGCAGCCUUGGCUGUUUUCUGCAAAAGAACUUUUAAGCUUGCAUUGUGUUUUCAAAUGUGUACUAGCUCUGCCUCUUGUGUAUAAAUGCCCUAUGACUUAUAUUGUUUAAUGUCGCAAUGAUUUGACUGCAUUCAUACACCACUCAAGCUUGAACAUCAGCAAUGAAAGCUUAUUUUAUUAUAUCCAUUAUUAUACCAA
This is a messenger RNA of Alligator mississippiensis (American alligator), 6227 nucleotides long. RefSeq names its product 7-dehydrocholesterol reductase (gene DHCR7). Gene Ontology annotation, molecular function: 7-dehydrocholesterol reductase activity. Gene Ontology annotation, cellular component: endoplasmic reticulum membrane. The record is from RefSeq and is a predicted model, not a curated record. The coding region runs from base 117 to 1544 and encodes 475 amino acids. The transcript has 8 exons. Gene Ontology annotation, biological process: brassinosteroid biosynthetic process; cholesterol biosynthetic process. Lineage: Eukaryota; Metazoa; Chordata; Crocodylia; Alligatoridae.